Molecule: messenger RNA, 897 nt
Organism: Symbiodinium sp. CCMP2456
Lineage: Eukaryota; Dinophyceae; Suessiales; Symbiodiniaceae
Source: the annotation of a GenBank genome assembly
AUGGGAAGCGGCCUUUCUGGGGAGCAUGACGACACUCCCACAGCAGCCACGAAAAAGAUCGCGGCGUCAGCGCUACAAGGAGCUGUGACAAAGGCCCAGUCAGAGCAAGCCAUGAUCACGGCUUUCAAGUCUUUCGAUUCAGAUGGCAACGGCACAAUCAGCAAGAAAGAGUUUGCAGCGGUACUGUCAAAGCUGAACAUGAAGAUGACAGCGCGGCAGAUAGACUUACUUUUUGAUACUGUCGACAAAGACCAGGAUGGCCAUAUUGAGUUUGAGGAGCUUGUGUGCUGGCUUUGCGGCACGCCCUGCUUCACUAAGUAUUUCGAAGAGCUCGACUCUAUUUUGAGAGAAUACUCCGAAAAGAUCAAGCCAGUUGGAAGAGGCGAUGCGGUGAUCAGGAACGCCGAGUCCGUCAACCAAUGGCUAGCGAAGGAGCUCGAGAGAAGAAUACGCCCCGUUGUGAAGCAAGUCUUUCACCAAGCCGACAAGGAUUCUAAUGGGAUCCUCUCCGAAGAGGAGAGUGUUCUCCUUUUUUCGAAUUAUGCCCACAUGCUGGCAAAGCAUGCUGACACCAUCAUCCAGAUUUCCAAGCCGACAUGGCUGGAAAAAGGCCAUUGGGACAGGCAGAGCUUCAAGAAGCUGGUCAUGCCGAACUUGCACCAGAUCGUGACCGCGCAGAUGUCGGACUACGAGAGCCACAUCGAUGACAGACAUCGGCAAGCCUUUAAUGUCAUUGACAAGAACAAAGAUGGUCAUCUCAUCUUGGACGAAGUCGUGCAGUGCCUGACUCCAGGGACCUACCGGUACCGCGAGUUCCACAAGGCCCUUCAGCUUUACACCCCGGAGGGCUUCAAGGAAGCUUUCGACGCAGUGAUCACUGCGAAGCCCAAGAGAUGA